AUGUCUGAACUCAUCCUCGAUAAUAAAACAUGUCCGCUGAAAGUUCCCGGGUUCCACAAUAUUCCCAUUGACGUCGAGCUUCCACAGGAUCAGUUCACAGCGGGGAUCCAAGACUGGCGAGGUACGAUACGUACAGCAAAAGAGCUAGCCAAGUUGGGUUUGAUCAAUACUCUUACCGAGAGACAGGACUGGCAUGUGCGAAUUUUUCACCAGGAAGAAAUCGCCCGCUGGAGAGAAGGUGCGCUGGCAUCCUCGUCGCUAAUAAAUGACCAGACCUGGAGCUGGUGCUUGAAAGAGUUGCAAGACAAGGCAAGAGACUUCGGGAAGCAAAGGCACGAGCUAGUAUUCAACACCGGCAGUGGUGUCUGUAAAUCUGAUACGGCGAUCUCUUCCAAUAUACAAUCAGAGCUACACGACGCGGCGGAAUUCCUAACCAACGACGCGGAAGAGCGAAUACAACACCAGUACGUUCAGAAGUCACCGGUCUUAAACCUUGUUGAUCCGUCUCUGUUUCCGCUUGUCUACGGGGGAACAAAGGUGUUGACCGGAGGGCAAUCCUGUGGGAUGGACCAAGCUGCGUGGUCGUCGUGCACCCAAGAGGGCCAAAUUGCCCCCGAACAACCACAGUUUCCACGGGAGAACUCACGCUUGCAUCGGCUGAGCCAUGAAUGCAUCUUGCCGACCAAGUUUCAGUGGUUGCCAUGUGAAGUGGAGUUCACUGGUCCUCCUGGGUCCACCGACGUUCGAAUUACCUCUUACAUCAACAAUCUCCAUCCGACAAACCGGAACAUGUAUUCAGCAAUCGAGGGAGUUCUUGCAAGCUGUAUCAAGCAGUGGAAUGAGAUAAUCAUUCGAGAGAAGUGGAAUGAACCGUCCGAAUACAGGAUCGGUCAUUGCAAACCCUGUCCUCGCGAGCCAAUUCGAAUACGGACUUACGGGGUGGACUGGAAAGCGCGAUUUCCUGAGUGGGCUAAGAAACUGCCCGAAGACUCCAAGGAGAGCCAGCUAUCUGUUGAGGAAUAUAAAAGGAUGUGCACUCAACUGGAGGAAUACCUUCAGGAACCCGAAUCCAAGGAUAAACACUCUGAUCCCGGCACUGCGUAUUCAUACGAGGACUGGAAAGCAGGAAGGACCGGCGAAGCAAUUGUUGGCCCCGUUGAACAGGAGAAUUGGGGUCCAGUAUUUGAAACGGAACAAUUCCUUCUCUCUAACCCGUGGAUGGAACCCUACCGAUGGGCCUAUGAGCCAAAAGGUCAAAAGGACGAUGAUCAUCAAUUCUACACGGUUGCCCUGCAGGACGAGUUUCGUGGAAAGGGUCUUCAGGUUGUGGUCAAGCUCCACAGUAUUGCGCUAUCGCCAGAUACGCCAGCAUUUUCUGGCGAGGACUGGCAUACUGAAGGGAAUGCAAACGAGCAUAUAGUCGCCAACGCCAUUUACGCAUUUGACUCUGGCAAUAUCUCCGAACCGCAGAUUUCCUUUCGGCAGCGGCUCUCUCACGCUGGCGAAAGAUACGUCUACGACAAAACAGGUGCCGCUGAUGAUUCAGAGACGACGAAGAGACUUCGAGGACGAGGAGUAUAG
Messenger RNA from Aspergillus viridinutans, 1581 nucleotides. RefSeq lists its product as uncharacterized. The record is from RefSeq and is a predicted model, not a curated record. The transcript is spliced from 2 exons. NCBI's taxonomy places the organism in Eukaryota, Fungi, Ascomycota, Eurotiomycetes, Eurotiales, Aspergillaceae. Bases 1 to 1581 code for a protein of 526 amino acids.